Ascochyta rabiei is the source of this 1419-nucleotide messenger RNA. RefSeq lists its product as uncharacterized. Gene Ontology annotation, cellular component: fungal-type vacuole membrane. Lineage: Eukaryota; Fungi; Ascomycota; Dothideomycetes; Pleosporales; Didymellaceae. The transcript has 5 exons. Gene Ontology annotation, biological process: transmembrane transport. Gene Ontology annotation, molecular function: transmembrane transporter activity. The record is from RefSeq and is a predicted model, not a curated record. Bases 1 to 1419 code for a protein of 472 amino acids.
AUGCUGUCAUCAGUCCAUUCCAAGGAGAAGCAGACUCUCGAGAGUGAUCUGGUCGACUCCUACCAAACCUCCCGACCAUCCUCAGUUGAGGAAGUUGAAGAAUCAACGCCUCGCGACGAGGAAAAAGGCAUUGAACCUGCAGAGAAGCCCUUCGAUGCACGGUCUACAAAGACAACGGAGUCGAUCAUUCCUCCGCCACCUGAUGGAGGACUACACGCGUGGCUGAAGGUGUUUGGUGGUUUCAUGAUAUACAUCAACAUCUGGGGCUUCACCCUCUCCUACGGCGCCUUCCAGGCGUACUACAAAUCAGACCUGCUCUCGUCUGCCUCUCCAUCCGCAAUAUCGUGGAUCGGCACCGUGCAAGGCUGGCUGCUAAUCUUCUUCGGCGUCUUGUCCGGGCCGCUAUUCGAUCUGGGCUAUUUCCGCGUCAUGCUCAUCGUGGGCAACUUUUUGGUCGUGUUCGGUAUCAUGAUGCUCAGCUUGAGUACACAGUACUGGCAAGUCUUUCUCAGCCAGGGAGUAUGCAUGGGUCUUGGAGCGGGGCUACUGUAUAUUCCGAGUCUGGCAUUGGUGGGGAUCUGGUUUGACAAGAAGAGAGCGAUUGCAAUGGGCAUCGUUAUGAGUGGAAUUGCCGUUGGCGGUGUUGUUUACAUCAUAAUGUUCGAUCGGUUGUUGAAGUCGUCUGGCUUCCCGUGGGCUAUGCGCGCUAUCGGCUUCGUUGCGCUCGUUGCAGCACUGCUCUCCAUUCCUGCUCUCCUCAGCGGCUCCGGUGUCCUGGCUACGAAGCGUAAAGCUCGAGCACUGUUUGACAAGACGGCGUACAAGGACAAACUGUUCCUACUUUUCACGUGUUGCUCAUUUUCGACGUUUCUAGGGUAUAUUGUACCAUUCUUCUACAUACCCACGUAUGCCAUGAACAGACUGGGCUUGAGCCAGACUACAGGCCUGUACACGCUGGUCAUGGCCAUCGCAGCAAGUUUUUUUGGGCGUCUGAUAAGCGGAGCUUUGGCGCAGUGGCUGGGACCUAUUGUGACGUGGGCGUUAUGCGCAGGUGCAAGUGCUAUCCUGUCUUUCUGUUGGAUCGUCAUCGAUACGGAGGCAUAUUUUAUCGCUUUCAGUAUACUAUGGGGCUUUUUCUCUGCUGCUCUGGUCACGCUACCCUCCGCAGCAUUUGCAAACAUUACACCGGAUCUUUCGCGACUGGGCACACGUCUGGGCAUGUCAUGGAGCGUGUCAAGCAUCGCGACGCUUAUCGGAGCGCCAAUCGCAGGUGCGCUACUGAAGACGAACGCUGAGGGGCAUCUGGACUUUGUUGGGGUCCAACUAUGGAGUGGUGUGUGCUUGAUGAUAGCAACAGGGUUCCUUUGCGUACUGUGGUUUGUGACGAUGAGAACACAGAAAAAGGGGUGGAGGAUAUGA